Dendrobium catenatum is the source of this 2155-nucleotide messenger RNA. RefSeq names its product peptide-N4-(N-acetyl-beta-glucosaminyl)asparagine amidase A. The record is from RefSeq and is a predicted model, not a curated record. Bases 38 to 1966 code for a protein of 642 amino acids. Lineage: Eukaryota; Viridiplantae; Streptophyta; Magnoliopsida; Asparagales; Orchidaceae. The transcript is spliced from 2 exons. Gene Ontology annotation, cellular component: vacuole.
UUCCAUUGCCAAUUUGUUCUCCUCCAAUAAACCUGUAAUGAGCAGAAGAAAUGAAGGAAUCGCAAAGCACAUUUUAAAUAACUCCAUCUUCGUCUUCUUCUUCCUAUUUAUUCUGAACCCUGGCCGCUGCCAAGAGCAUCUACCACGCCGGCGAGCUCGUUUUUCUCUCACCCUCGCCCUUGGAUUAGAACUUGAAAUAACGAUGAAUAGUCAGUAUCUCUCCAUCUUCUUCCUCAUGGUAUCCCUCCCCAUAGUUACCCACAGCGAAGGCCCUAUUCCCAGCAUCAGCCUCGAACACCUAGACCCCACCCUCCCCCCAGCCGCCCUAGCAGGCCAAAUCCCCAAAUGCUCCGUCCUCGUCCUCCAGCAGGAAUUCACAGACACCACCGGCUCCCCUCCUGCCUCUGCCAACUACACCCACCCCCGCGAAUGCCCAUUCCCCUGGACUCGCGUCAUCCUCGAACUCUCCGUCUCCGCCUCCGAUCUCCAACGCGAACGCAUCGCGGCCAUUUGGAUCGACGGCUCCGAGAUCCUCCGCACCAUAACCCCUCUCCCAAUGGCCCCCGGCGCCUUCUGGACCGUCCGCAAAGACAUCUCGCGUUACUCCGCCAUUCUCCGCCGCCUUGGCGAUCCUUCUUACACCGCUGCUCGCGGCCGCGGUAUCAUCUCCAUGAUGCUCGAAAACUCAGAUUCCCCCACCCACCUCCCCGGCGUCUACUCCGCCAACGUUUCCCUCCACUUCUACCGCGGCAGCACCACGACCACAGCCGCGGCAGCCGCCGCCCAUCCAAAUACCCGCUCCCUCUACCACGAGCCCGCCGAUAUCAUCCUCCCGAUCUCAAACCCUACCGGCUAUCUCGGCUCAAACGGCUUCUGGUUCCGCAUCAACAACGAAACCCACAUCCAAACGGCCCCAUUCGCAUUACCAAUGAACGCCUACCGCGCCGUUCUUGAAAUCUUCGUCUCCUACCACGGAGACGAUCAGUUCUGGUACACAAACCCUCUACGCAAUUCUUACCUCAACCGCUCCCCCGGCACUAAUCUCUCCACCCCCCGCGCAAACGGUGGCCUCCGCCAACUCUAUGCCAACAUCGACGGCCAGUUCGCCGGCGGCCACAUACCUUUCCCAGUUAUAUACCCCCGCUCUAUAAACCCUUUCUUUUGGUCUCCCGUGGCCGCCAUUGGAGCCUUCGAUAUGCCAUCUUAUGACCUAGACUUAACCCCCUUUCUCGGUCUUCUUCUUGACGGUCGAACCCAUGAGAUUGGAUUGGGGGUUCGAGACGCUCAGGCUUAUUGGCUGGUUAGUGCUAAUCUGCACGUAUGGGUCGACCUCUGGUCCGACGCGGUUCGGGCCGGGCUCGUGCAUUAUUACGUGCCGCCGCUGAAGGUGAACCGGAACGCCGAGUGGAGGAAUUUGGAUGGGCAGUCGGAGAUAAAUGCUGAGGGGCUGUGGCAGUUUACUGGGUGGGUCAGUUCUUCGCGCGGUAAUAUUACCACUGCGGUGCGCCAAAAGAUCAAGUUCAAGAGCCAGAUCGAGGUCCAGAACCGCGGAGCUGUGACGCAGGUGGAGGUGAAUAAUAAAGAGAGGAUGAUGGUUGAGAUGUCCAGAGGGCAUCAGACCUUAGGGCGCGCACAAAUGCUAGUUGAAGCACCGCUUCAAGUUCAAACAACUAGCGUUAGCGCAGCAGGUGGGUCUGUGUUCCGAAAAGCAAGGCUUUUCCACCAACUUCUCGAAUCAGUGGUUCUCAGCGAAGGGCAAGCAAUGACGACAAGCACGCUCACUGAUCGUCAGGAUGCUGAGGGCUCGGCUCUUAUGCGUGGUGAAGAUCCGGUUUGGGGCAGUGGAUCCACGCGAUCAUCUUAUAAAUACAGGGAUGAUAACACAUGCUAUCUUCGGGCAUUGAACACCGCCGGCGGAGUUGUCAUGGUCGACACAACUAGUCCUUCAUGCGCUGCAGAGGCUUAGAUCGAAGGAGAAUGAUGGGCAAAGAACGUGUUGGUUUGGUUUUGAUCUAGUUAGAGUAUAAUUGGAAGAAUAAUAGGUUUGGUGUCUUGUGGGAUUUGCCGAAAGGAUUUUUCCUGGGGUGAGAUCGAGCUAGCUGUACGGCUAUAUCUGAGACAGCUUCAUCAAUCUAUUGUAUUUUUUGAGAAUUUA